AUGUACGAUCUCAAGAAUUUCACCAUACGAAUAGCAUCUCCCGAGCAAAAGCUGGGACAUGCGAGAGCAUGCUACGAGAUUGAACCUUGGAGAGGUGGGAUGACAUGGGAUGAAUUCGUUGCAUUCUGCGAAACGGAGUCCAGAUGUGACUGGGCCAAGAACAAUCGUGCCAUAACCUGGGUUCUGGUGAAACGGGAUGAAUAUGAUGGUGAAUGCUACUCUUUCGUUGAGACUCAUCGAAUGGACUGUUUUAUCAAAUCCCGAUAUGACCAAUCAAAUGGAGUGAAAGGUGAAAUCAAAAAAGAUACUUGGUAUAAUCUGACGGCUGUAGUGACACCUAUCCGACACCGAUAUAUGUUGACUGACACUAUAUUAGGAAAUGGAUAUGCGACACAUUUAAUCCAGUUAUUGCAUUACGUUCUAAUAUCACCUUCUUCGCCAGGUGAUCCACCUUCCCAUGUCCCAUCUUUCCCAAUUGAACAAUGGGGUGAACCUCCUCUUCCCAUUUCAGAAGAUCUCUUGGACUUGAUACCAAAAGGUUGUGCUAGUGUACUCUGGGCUGAUAUACCAAUUGAGUUCUACGCAAAGUGCAAGAUUGGUCUGGAUGGUAAAGGAUACAAUUACGACCCAACAGAAAAUACUAGACUUACAUGGUCAAUCUCGCAUAUCCCUGCUCCUAUCACCGUCAACAAUCAAGUGAAAUCGCACAAGUGGGAACCAAUUCAUAACGAUUCAUUAAAGGGGAUUAGUAACAUGCUUUCUGAAGUAGCGCAGGAGUAA
Molecule: messenger RNA, 780 nt
Organism: Kwoniella shivajii
Lineage: Eukaryota; Fungi; Basidiomycota; Tremellomycetes; Tremellales; Cryptococcaceae
Exons: 5
Coding region: 1-780 (259 amino acids)
Source: RefSeq, a predicted model, not a curated record